This is a messenger RNA of Octopus sinensis (East Asian common octopus), 867 nucleotides long. RefSeq lists its product as uncharacterized. Bases 1 to 867 code for a protein of 288 amino acids. The transcript is spliced from 2 exons. The record is from RefSeq and is a predicted model, not a curated record. Lineage: Eukaryota; Metazoa; Mollusca; Cephalopoda; Octopoda; Octopodidae.
AUGGACACAGAACACUAUAAAAAACUAGUACUUUCCAUGUUAGAAAACGAGGCCUUCUACGAAAAAAUUAUGAACUAUAAACAACAAAAAACAAUGAAAAAUCUUGCAUCCUUAAUUCUUCUACAUGGAAAAGGCCUGACAGAAAAAGAAACAGACUACAUCACGAACUUCAAAUGUAAACCCAGUCUUUUUUAUAUCCUCCCUAAAAUACACAAGAGCAAGAUAAUCAAUGAAGCCUGCAAACAAUCACCAGGCAAAUAUAUAAAUAUCCAAACGCCAGAAGACUUGACUUUAAGACCCAUUGUAGCUGGACCAGCUUGUGAAACCCACCGACUGAGCAAUUUUCUAGACAUCCUACUGAAACCCUUGCUGAAAUACAUCAAAAGCUUCAUUAGGAAUGAUUUAGACAUGUUAGAACACCUACCAAAAACGAUUAUUGAAGAAGCAGUAUUGGUCACCCUCGAUGUAAUCAAUCUUUACACCAACAUCCCCCAUGACUAUGGAAUGAAAGCAAUUAAAUUCUGGUUGGAAAAGUACCCCGAAGUCCUCCUGGAACGCAUAAACCAGACCUUUAUUAUUGAAUCCUUAAAAUUUAUACUUCAGAACAAUUAUUUCCUGUUUGAUGACACAUACUAUCGUCAGAAAUGCGGAAUUGCGAUGGGGACGAAAGCAGCUCCUGUUCUUGCGAAUCUAAUAAUGGGCUAUUUUGAAUUCACCUUAUAUGAAGAUGGGCUGCGAUUUGUCGAGGAACGUCACACGGUGUCGUGGUUUGGUGUUGGUAUAUGGGUAACAGUUAGUCGGAAAAUACCGCAUGGUGAACAGGAAAUUGACCACGUGGAAAACAGGAAAUAUAUCGCUAGCGAUUAG